Molecule: messenger RNA, 3027 nt
Organism: Atta colombica
Lineage: Eukaryota; Metazoa; Arthropoda; Insecta; Hymenoptera; Formicidae
Gene: fl(2)d
Product: pre-mRNA-splicing regulator female-lethal(2)D-like
Exons: 5
Coding region: 1330-2526 (398 amino acids)
Biological process (GO): regulation of alternative mRNA splicing, via spliceosome
Cellular component (GO): nucleus
Source: RefSeq, a predicted model, not a curated record
AGAUCACACGAGUGAGACCACCUCACUCACCACAUAUCUUAAGCGAAUUAACGAAUGCCAGGAUACAACGAUAUUUUGUAAGAGACAAGACUCUCGUAGAGACGCUAAGCAUAGGGUUCAUUAGAUCAGUGUUUAGGAUAUUGUCAUUAAGUUGUUUAUUAGGUUUAAGGUAACGAGAAAGCUUUAAUAAAUAAGUACACCAGGUAUAAACAUAGGAAAUUAUUUAUUGCUCUAUGAGAGAGAGCUUAAUACACAUGCGAUCAGAUUAUUUCAAUGUAUCUGCACAAAAGUACUAGAAAAAUUAAAUAUGAAAUUGAAAUAAUGUUGCGCUUCAUAUAUGAUAUGGUGAUUAUAUUUAUAUUAAUUUUCAAAACUACAUUUGUGAUGUGUAUAGUGCGGGUAAUUAAAGAUUCAUAUGUAUCGUGAUGUAAGGCGAUAAUUCUCAAUGUAAUUGUGAGCACGGGUGGAGUGACAGCCACAUAUAUGAUGUACAAAAAGGGAUACAUUUAGUCCAAAUUUUCUUGUGAGCAAUUAUAUUGUCAGCCAUGAAAAAGCCAUGAUUAGCGAGUAAAAGUGAAAAUGGCUGAGCUAACAAGUGCUUAUGUGUGUCAAGAAGCGUCAAUAAGGUUUUUCUGCAAAAAAAAAACCCAUGUCUGCCACCGAUGUUAUGGAAGACAUAGCAUUGCUCAAAAUGUCAUUUCACAAGUGCCCUGUGCAGUGUAUCGCGUUUAUCUUUGCAGUGUAAUAAUUAUACUGCCAAAAAAAAAAUAUGCAGGAGAGUGUGUGCCGUGCGUGUAAUUUGAAAUAUCGAGUUCUAGUUAACGAGGAUGAAAUGAAAAGCAGCGUUUAUAUGAUGGCGCUGAUUUUACGACUCAGAGGAAUAAUAAGAGUGGAUCCGUAUCACCAUUUGGCCUACAAAAUACUGCACCUGGGGUGCGUGAAAUUUAUAUCUCGGUGAAGUACGCAAUCACAUUCGUCGUUAUCAAUUGGAACAUAACUCAAUCCCAUCUGUCUGUCCCUUCCCUUGAUCUACGUAUCCUUAAAUAUUAUCUUAUCCUUAAUUUUUUUCCAGUUAGAGAUAAUGCAAUUAACUGUAUUCCUAAAUCAAUUAUCCUACAUAUUCUUACUAUGAAUGCAACUUGCAUGCAUUUAUACCUACACCAUAAUAUCCUGGUAUCAAAUACGAAUUUCAAAAGUACAUACCUGUGGGUUAAGCCCGGCCAGCGUCUCGUUACGCCAACAUCUGUGUCUGCAACAAGUACAUGCUUGAUUCAUACAGAAGAAAAGUAACGUCCACUCUUGGUCUUGGAAGUACAGAGAAUCACACAAAUGGCACGUCGCAACGACUCCAAAAAUCAAAGUGAGCUAGCUUCAUUGAGAGAAUCCGAAAACAAAUACAGACAACAAUAUAUAGAGGCAUCUCACAGGGAGAAGAUCUUAGUGAGGAGGCUUGCCUCUAAAGAGCAGGAAUUACAAGAAUAUAUUAAUCAAAUAACUGAAAUGAAAGCCACCCAAGCUCCGUCCGCAGCUGCAUUAAGGUCCGCUCUAUUAGAUCCGGCUGUUAAUAUAUUAAUACAGAAAUUAAGGCAAGAGUUAAUAACGACCAAGGGCAAAUUAGAGGAUACGCAGAAUGAACUAAGCGCGUGGAAAUUCACGCCGGAUAGUAAUACGGGGAAAAGAUUAAUGGCAAAAUGUAGGUUGUUAUAUCAAGAAAAUGAAGAACUUGGUCGUAUGAUUGCCAGUGGACGUAUUGCCAAAUUGGAAGGCGAACUUGCUCUGCAAAAGAGUUUUAGUGAGGAAGUGAAAAAGUCACAAUCAGAAUUAGAUGAGUUUCUGCAGGAUUUAGAUGAAGAUGUGGAGGGUAUGCAGAGCACUAUUUACUUUUUGCAACAAGAACUGCGCAAAGCACGAGAGUCUGUCACGCUAUUGCAACAGGAGAAUGCAGCAUUAAAGGCAAGUACAAACGAGAAUAAUCUAUCGAAUGGUUUAUCGCCCCAUACGCCGCCAAUUAAGAAAGAGGAACAAGAAGAAACUACAGUACCAGAUACGAAAUCUUCAAAAUCGAUGGAGGACAGUGAUAUGUGCAAAGGUGUGAGGACUCCACCGUUAGCGUCGCCCCAGAGUGAGCUUACCAGUGUUGAAAGGACAGAACGUGCGGAGAGAAAACUUAAUCAAGCCGAUCACAAUGACGAGAGUUCCAGCGAUUCCGCGGCGUUAAUUAUUAAGGUUGAGAACGAGGAACUUAGUGAUAGAGAAGAAGAGCAGGAGGAAAAUCGGAAUAAACGAAUAUUAAGAAAUAAAAAUCACAGUAGGAAUAGUGGUAAAUCAAAUGGGGAAGAGGUGACAACACGAACAACACGGGGUAGGGACAGGAUAAAGAGGGAGAAAAGUGCAGCCAGUAGUGAUGAUGAAAGGACGCACAAGAAGAAACGAAGGGAAAGCAUUCUUUCUCUCGAUUAUAACGAAGCCGAUGAUGAUGCGUUAGUUUUAACUAAUGGCGAAACUCUGCAGAGUGAUCCCGAAUGAAUAUUGUUUUAGGUUGAUUUUGGACAACAUUAACUACACGUGUGGUUGAAAUUCGCGAUAUAUAAUUUGACAUCCAUUAUGUACAAAAUUUUUCAUCUAAAGCAACGCCGGUUGCCUAUUUACAAGAUAUUGUUCGAAUAAAAAAAAUAAUUAGCCAUAAAGAAACGUAAUUUCAGUACCUGUAUUCGUGAUAAACCUCAAAGGAUAAAUAUUCACAUUGGUCUCUAAAAUGACAAACCUGUAAAUACUCUUAUUAUUAUUAUAUCGAUCCAUUAGAUCAAUAUAAAGUUUGUUUACUUGAAGUUACUUGCAAACGACCAAGUUGCGCAUUACAUUACAAAGAUAUAUCAGACGAAAAAUCUGAAUAGAUUAAUAUAAUUUAUUACAGCCGAACGCUGUAAGGAAAACAAUCGAAUUUUGUUUGUAUUUUAUAAAUUUAUUGUAUUAAAACUAUGUAAAAAUCAGCAAAAGCUUUGGUUUAUCAGUAAAAGACGAAUAAUU